UUGAGGCGAGGUGUUGGUGGAGAGACCGGAGACCGGAGAGGACGGAUGCUGCAGGAGAUUUAGCUCUCCAGAAAUACCGAAAGGCGACUAAGUUUAGUUCAGAAUGCGUCCGUAAUCCACCGACUGUCUUCAAAGAGGUGAAAUCAAACCUUCUGAUAUAAGCUUCGCUAUUUUUCUAUUCCUGGAGAGCUUAAUGCGCCUCGUCUCCAACAAUGAUCGAGAGAGGACUGUUCAUUCUGACAAUACUGUCCAACUGCGUUCUGUCAUUGCCACUGACUCCAAGUCAGCUGGAGAAUGAGGAUGUACAGGUGAUGAAAUGCAUUGUGGAGGCGUUGGCAGAUGUGCUAUCAAGGCCCCACCCCAUGCCUGUCAGUCAAGAGUGUUUGGUCACACUGAAGACAGAUGACAGGCUUGUUUCUAUCCUUCGCCAUCAUAACUUUCUGAAGGAGCUGCAGGAGAUCGCUGCCCAAGGUGGUCAAGAGAGAGCUCAGCUGCAGAGAGAUGCUGGGACACCCGAUCCAACGACACAAACUCCUCAGACUGCAGAUGCUGUUGCUGAUCGAUCCAUGUUGGAAGCUUUAGGAGGCCCCGGUGAAAGAUCCAUCCUGUCCCAGAAGAGGAAGACAGGAAAUGGGGACGGAGGAGAAGAAAAGGAUGAGAGCCUGGGGGAUGGAGAGUCACAAGAGGACAAUGGCAUCGCUGAAGAGGUGCAAGUGAAGAGGGAAAAUGACGAGAGCCUAGGAAGUCACACCUCUGAGUCUGUCGAUGAGUGGAGCGAGGGCAAGGCUGAAAAGAGGGAGGAUGAAGAAGAAGAAGAGUAUGAAGAGAAGAGAGCAAAUUCAGUGGAGAAUUUAGAGGAGGAAAGCAUGACCAAGGAUAAGAAAGGUGCUGGAUCUGGUGAAAAGAGAGAUGUACCCAGAAACAAAUCAAAAGAGAAGAAGUCUGAUGAAGAAGAUGAAGAGGAGAAAAACAAGAGAUCUGCACUUUUCUCACAUAAACGAGAGGAGGAACAGGAGGAACAGGAGGAAGAAGGGGAGAUGAAGAGAGGAAAUAAGCAGAGCCUAAAGCGAUGGACCAAGAGGGGCAAAGCGUUGCCAUUGAAGAAGAAAGCAGUCGGAAAGGAGGGGCAGCAGCUCAACAGCCAGCAGGAAGUGCCACAUCAUUCAAAAGAGUUUACAGAGGAAAAGGAGGAGAAGAAGAAAAGAGACACGCAGAGGAGUCCAGAGGAGAAGGAGCUGCAGAUGAUUGCUAGAAGGGUACCCGAGGAGAGGAGAGGGUCGGAGGAAGAGGGGAGCGCCAGCCGGAAGUCAGAGGAGCCAGAAAUUGAAAGCCUGGCAGCCAUCGAGUCAGAGCUUGAAAACGUUGCCCAGAAGCUCCAUGAGCUGCAGCGAGGCUGAGAGAAAUUGGUAAAAAAUAAAGUUGACACCGCAACCUCCGCUGUCUCCUCGUCCUCCUCCACUUUACCAGCUGCCUGGUUUCCAAACACAGACUGUGUGAAUAUGUGACAAGAUUUUAUCUUUUGCUAAGGAUGUCCCCUUUGCACCACACUGCUGCAGCCUCCCUUGUGACAUUCUGUCCCUCACAUAGAUUAGCAUACAGUAGAUGCACAUUGCAGCUAGACAUGCAUAAAAAUAUACUAAUUCUGUGCAUUCAAACACAUGCAUAUGAACACACAGCAAGGCUGCUAAAGGAAAAAUCUUUGUCUGCGAAGGUUGACAGCUUGUUUUCCUUUAUUUUCUCUGACAAUCAUCUCUCUCUUUCUGCAAAUGUAACUCUCCUGCUUUUCAAAUGAUUUCAACGCUGCACAUUGAUUUAUGUGAGGAUUAUGUUAGGUUGAGGCAGAUCCAGGUAUACACACACACUAACAAGGUGAAGUUGUACAAAACGGCAUGUAUACAUGUACAAAGCUCUUUCUUGGAUGCUUACUUACUUAUGAGGAAGCAGAAGAAGAAUACAAAUAUGCUUACCUAUUACAGUUGACUCAAAUCAAGCCAAGGCAAUAAGUGAACAUUUUUAGCAGAUUAAUGGCUGGAUUGUAAUCUUAAACUGUACUUAAUUUAUGUAAGAAAACCAAUAAAUUGAAUUGAAAUCACA
This is a messenger RNA of Siniperca chuatsi (mandarin fish), 2094 nucleotides long. It is a transcript of the gene chga, whose product is annotated as chromogranin A. Gene Ontology annotation, biological process: negative regulation of catecholamine secretion; negative regulation of insulin secretion; defense response to bacterium. The record is from RefSeq and is a predicted model, not a curated record. Gene Ontology annotation, cellular component: chromaffin granule. The coding region runs from base 213 to 1397 and encodes 394 amino acids. NCBI's taxonomy places the organism in Eukaryota, Metazoa, Chordata, Actinopteri, Centrarchiformes, Sinipercidae. The transcript is spliced from 8 exons.